CAGCCAGAAAAAACCCCAGCACCGCAACACCAGCGCCACGGCCCACGCACCCCCGCCAUCCGCACAGCAGUAGUCGCCCCCGCGCUCUCUGCUCCAGAAUCCCUACGAACCUCCGUCGCGUGUCUUCCCUGCAAGCACAACAAACACUUCCGUCACCACCAUGUCUUUCCCCGGAAUGAUGCCAGGCGGCGGUGCGUUCCCCGGCGCGCGCAGCAAUGAUACGCAGGGCAUGAGCGAGCAGGAGCAGGCGAUGGUCAAGAUGAUGCAAAAAGGCAUGGAGUCCUGCGUGGCCAAGACGAUCAUGUCGGGCGUGGCAGGCGCAGGUAUGGGUGCGCUGUUCGGCCUCUUCAUGUCCAGUAUGCGCUACGACACGCCCCUCACGCCGCAGGGCCAGGAGAUCGCGAAGCUGCCGAUGCGCCAGCAGCUGCGACAGGGAUUCAAGGAGAUGGGCCGCGCGAGUUACAGCUCGGGUAAGAACUUUGGGCUUAUUGGCGCGGUGUUCUCGGGGACUGAGUGUGCGAUUGAGGGCCUUCGCGCAAAGAACGACCUCUACAACGGCGUCGCGGCCGGCUGCAUCACGGGCGGUGCGCUGGCCAUGAAGGCCGGUCCCCAGGCCACGGCUGUGGGCUGCGCCGGCUUCGCCGCUUUCUCUGCCGCUAUCGACUACUACAUGAAGCUGCCGCCGGAUGAGACGCGCAACCCUGUCAUCUAAACGGGGGUAUAUGUCAACGGGAGUGUGCGAUACCAGUACCACUGUACGAUAGCAUAGACGGCGGACAACGACGACGAGAUGCAUAGAUAGAGGGCCUGUUUGGCUUGCGUGCUUUUCCGCUCUGGAGAGGCUGGGUGCGAAAGAUGGGGUUUGGCAUGUUGGGCUAGGCGUUAUGGUUGCGCGAGGGGUGCGCAUUGGGCUGGCGUUGGUAGAGGAUAUCCCCAAUCGACAUUUUCAAAAGACGAGCAAGCGGCAUCUGUGUAUAAUUAGGAUGCCAUCAUGCAAGAGCGUUAGAGCUUUCGAUAAGUGAGUAGAACAUGUCCAGUCGCAGUGUCCUAGGAGUGCUAGUGGACAUGAUGCAGGGGGUCCUCACACCAAACACUUAAGUCUUUGUU
This is a messenger RNA of Aplosporella prunicola CBS 121167, 1107 nucleotides long. RefSeq lists its product as uncharacterized. Gene Ontology annotation, biological process: protein insertion into mitochondrial inner membrane. The transcript is spliced from 4 exons. Gene Ontology annotation, cellular component: TIM22 mitochondrial import inner membrane insertion complex. The record is from RefSeq and is a predicted model, not a curated record. Bases 161 to 712 code for a protein of 183 amino acids. Lineage: Eukaryota; Fungi; Ascomycota; Dothideomycetes; Botryosphaeriales; Aplosporellaceae. Gene Ontology annotation, molecular function: transmembrane protein transporter activity.